Molecule: messenger RNA, 2521 nt
Organism: Cuscuta epithymum
Lineage: Eukaryota; Viridiplantae; Streptophyta; Magnoliopsida; Solanales; Convolvulaceae
Source: the annotation of a GenBank genome assembly
AAUGAAGUACCAAUAAUUCCGAAAUUACUCCGUAUUCUAACUGCAUUUCUUUUGCUUCUAUACAUACGGAGUAUAUAUAUUUCGCAUUUCUGAGAAAAUCAUGCACCGAGUUUGUGCUUAGUUGCUUGCUUGCAAAUUUUAAUGCACGUAGCGUAGAGCUCAUAGUUCAUUCGCUGGUUUCUAACUUGUCAUAGACACUUAUGGAUCAUGAGCUUGGGAGGUUGCCUGCCUGCUUCUAUAUAAAGAGACUCGGGUUGGAGAAUGAGAGCGAGGAUGUCCUUUCAUCCAUUACACAACAACGUCCUAACCACACUCUUUCAACAGACUCGGCUCGCGUGAUCAACUAUCUUAACAACAUACUAUUGGACGAGAAUAAUGAUGACUUGUUGUGCCCUGAUCCUGUUGCGCUAAGAGCUGCUGAGGAUUACUUUUAUGAAGCCUUGGGCGAGAACGUCUCCUUUGACAACAAUGUUGUAAGCCCAAAAGACAUCUCAGUUGGGACCUCUAGUUCUCAUAUUGAUAUCUAUAAUUCUGAUCAAGAAGUCACAAGUGAUCCUCCCCGUCUCUCCAUUCAGUCUUCUUCAUCAAGUAAGACUAACUUGCAUGGGAUAAAUGGCUCUUUAUACAGCUUUGAUAGUGCUGAUUUGAAUCCAAAUUUAUAUUUUGAUAAUGUGGCUGCCUCCAUAUACCAAUUCAAGAGAGGUGUGGAGGAAGGUAGAAGAUUCUUUCCUGCCAAUAAUCCAAUGGUCAUCCAUUUCGACGAUAAAUACUCAUUGAACCUAGAGAUCAAGGAAUUGAACAGUGGUAGUGCUGUGAGUGAAACGAAUGACCAUUCAGAUGAUUCAUGUAGAGGAAGGAAGCACUUCCGUGCAGGUGAAAGUGGGCUAGAAGAAGAAACAGAAGAGCAAAGGAGUAGGAAGCAGAGUGCAGUUUAUAAGGAGGAGGAUGACUUGUUAGAGGUGUUUGACAAGGUUUUGCUGUGUGAUAAUGAUGAUGAUGAUGAUGAUUGUCCAUCUGCAGUCAGAAAACAACCACAGAAAGGCCAAAACGGGCGCAAGGGCCGCCCAAGUAAACAAGGAGGAAAUGGUUGUGAAAUUGUUGACAUCCAAUUUCUUUUGAUCAGCUGUGCAAAAUUUGUUUCUGCUGCUAAUUACAAGAGUGCUGCAGAAAAACUAAAGGAAAUCAGACGUUACUCUUCUCCUACCGGUGACGCAAAUCAAAGGGUGGCGCAUGCUUUUGCUGAAGGUCUUGAGGCACGGCUGGCUGGAGCUGAGUCGCAACUUUUGGCUUCAAUAUCACUUCGCAAGAUGAAUUGUGUUUCAAGUUAUGCUUCCGAAUUAAUGAAAUCCCACUUGUCAUCAUCUUUGCCAUUUCUGAGGUUAUUUGUCUUCUUUGCGAAUAAAAUGAUUUACGAAGUAGCAUCGAAAGCCACAUCACUGCACAUUAUAGAUUUUGGCAUUCUUCAUGGUAUUCAGUGGCCAACUCUUAUUCGAGAUCUUUCACAAAGACACGGUGGUCCUCCAAAACUUCGAAUAACUGGGAUUGAGCUUCCCCAACCUGGUUUUCGUCCAUCUCAAACAGUAGUGGACACUGGUUGUCGCUUGGCUAGAUAUUGCAAGCGCUUUAAUGUACCGUUCGAAUACAAUGCCAUAACUGCGAAGAAUUGGGAGGCACUUAAGAUGGAUGGCUUUAAGCUCGCACGAGGAGAGGUGGUUGCUGUUAACUGUAAUGAUCGAUUCAAAGAUCUACUAGAUUUGACAACAUCUGGUGAGGAUAGCCCCAGGGAUGAUGUUUUAAACUUAAUUCGGGAAUUAAACCCUCAUAUUUUUGUGCAUACAACGAUUAGUGUAUGUCACAACUCUCCUUUCUUUCUCAAUCGGUUCCAAUCUGCUCUCUUCUACUACUCUGGUAUCUUUGAUAUGUUUGACGCUAUUUUCCCACGCCAUGAUUGUUUAAGGUUACAUUCUGAACAAGCAAUUAUGGGACCCGUCAUAAAAAAUAUCGUAGCAUGUGAGGGCAAGGAAAGGUUUGAAAGACCUGAAACAUACAAGCAGUGGCAAAGUCGCACUUUGAGGGCUGGGUUCAAGCCUCUGCCCCCAAAUUCUGAACUCGUGAAGAAGUUAAGAGACAAGGCGCGGGAAGCAUAUCACAAAGACUUUUUGUUUGCUGAAGACGGCCACUGGGUGCUGCAGGGGUGGAAAGGCCGGGUUUUAUCAUGCAGCUCUGCCUGGGUAACUCACAACGGGUGAUUGGUUGUACGUUUAAUCAUAGCCGAACUUUGCAGUUCAUGAAACGUUGCAAUUAAGAGCACGGAAACUUCCCAUAUAUCAAGCCUUUCCAUUUAUUGGUUGUGUAUGCAGUCUUUGUGAUAUUUCAUAGUGUAAUGUUUGAUUGGAAUGUAUUUCAUUUUGAAAUCUUAUGCACUACUACGAAGUAUGCAAUAAUUUGUAUUUGAAAAAGUAGAGUACUUAUUUAUUUAUUUAUUUGAAAUUCGAGUAGAAUAACAAUAUGCAUAUGUGAU